Messenger RNA from Meira miltonrushii, 3684 nucleotides. RefSeq names its product putative SMC3. Gene Ontology annotation, molecular function: cohesin loader activity; double-stranded DNA binding; ATP hydrolysis activity. Gene Ontology annotation, cellular component: chromosome. The transcript is spliced from 2 exons. Bases 1 to 3684 code for a protein of 1227 amino acids. NCBI's taxonomy places the organism in Eukaryota, Fungi, Basidiomycota, Exobasidiomycetes, Exobasidiales, Brachybasidiaceae. Gene Ontology annotation, biological process: mitotic sister chromatid cohesion. The record is from RefSeq and is a predicted model, not a curated record.
AUGCAUAUCAAGACUUUAACCAUACAAGGUUUCAAGUCCUACAAGGAUCAAACCGCUGUUGAGGAAUUCAGCCCAGGUCACAAUGUAGUCGUAGGAAGAAAUGGAAGUGGAAAGAGUAACUUCUUUGCGGCUAUCCGAUUCGUUCUCUCCGACGCAUAUACGUCCAUGUCCAAAGAAGAACGUCAAAGCCUGUUACAUGAUUCCUCAAGUUCAACUUCUACAACUCUAUCAGCAUUUGUGGAAAUCGUCUUUGAUAACUCUGAUGGUCGCUUUCCAAGCUCGAGCGGUAGUAACGAACUGGUUCUACGUCGCACUAUCGGUAUCAAAAAGGAUGAAUACUCUAUCGAUCGUAAAAGCGCAACGAAAUCAGACGUGAUGAAUCUUUUGGAAGCCGCUGGAUUCAGUCGAUCCAAUCCAUACUACAUCGUACCACAAGGAAGGAUCACACAUCUCACAAACAUGAAGGAUGCUGAUCGACUCAACCUCUUAAAAGACGUAGCCGGCACAAAAGUGUACGAGACACGCCGUGCAGAUUCACUGCGUAUCAUGCAGGAAACCGAAGAAAAGAAAGCAAAGAUUGAUGAAACUUUGACCUACAUUCAAGAACGUUUGGCUGAACUGCAAGAAGAACGCUCAGAGUUGAAUGACUUUCGCGAAAAAGACAAAGAGAGAAGGAGCCUGGAAUAUACCCUACAUCAACGCGAUGCAAAUGAUGUGAUCACACGUUUGGACGAUUUGGUGAUUCGCAGACAGGAAGAAGCAGCCGAUGCAGACGAGAAGCAAAAACGGUUUUUUGCUCGUGAGAAGGAGCUCAAAGCUCUCGAAGAUGAACUUACAAAUUUGCAGCAUCGUUCCACUGUCCAAGUUGCAGAACGCGAUUCUCUCUUACAAGAACGUAGAGAAUUAGCUAGAACCAAAGCAGAAAUCGAAGCACAAAUCAAUGAUGACGAAGAAAGAGACGAACGCUUGGGUGGAACUCGCGAGGAGUUGCAACAGCGUUUGAGUGCACUUGAUGAGCGCAUCUCUGCCGUAGAAGGCGAGCUUAUGGGCCUAGAGCCUUCUUUGGAGGAGCAAAUGGUCUCCCUCAACAACGCCCGCAACCGUUUGGAAGCUUCUAAAGCCCGAAUUCAAGUCUUGUUUGGCAAGAGAGGACGCAGCACCCAAUACCGAACUCAGGCAGAACGUGAUGCAGCCAUUCGAGCUGAGAUUCAAUCUUUAGAAGAAUUCAAAACUGAACAAAACAAUCGCAAGGACGAAGUCCAAGCAGAAACUGUCGAAUUGCAGCAAGCCAUAGCCAAGGCAGAAACCAGCUUGACACAAAAAGCUGAAGAAUUGGAAGAACGUCGUCAAUUUAUUGAAGAAAGUGCCAAGCGAUGGGAUGAGGUUCGUGCAGAUGAAGACAAAUUGUUGGAACGCAAGAAAGAGCUUUGGAAAGAGGAGCACAAGCUGGACAGUAGUGUCAAAGUAGCACAAGAACGAUUAGGAGUCGCACAACGCAGCCUUUCCAGCAUGAUGGAUCGUGCCACAGCUACAGGUCUUGCUAAUGUAGAAGCAGUCACCCAACGCUUGGGCUUGCGAGGUGUCUAUGGCCCCUUGUACAAGCUGUUCACCGUUCAAGAUACAUACAAAACUGCGGUAGAAGUAACAGCAGGUCAAAGCUUGUUCCACGUUGUCGUUGACACUGACGAGACAGCAAGUCGCUUAAUCGAAGAGAUGAACCGGGAAAAGUUGGGCCGUGUCACAUUCAUGCCACUCAAUCGCUUAAAUCCGAAAGUAACAGACUUCCAAGAAAAGACAGACGCAAUGUUGAUGUUGAGAAAAUUGACAUUCAACCAAGCGCAUGCGAAAGCCAUGCAACAAGUGUUUGGUCGAAUGAUCAUUUGCAAAAACCUGACAAUCGCUUCAUCAUACGUUCAAAGUAGCAAAGAAAUUAAUGCUAUUACUCUUGACGGUGACAAGGUCGAACGCAAAGGUGCUCUCACCGGUGGAUACAAUGACCCAAAGCGAAGUCGAUUAGAUGCAGUUCAAGAAGUGAAACGAUGGAAAGAAGUUCUCGUGCAUGAUGAGCAAGAACUUGCCAGAAUUCGCACCGAUUUGCAAAAUACCGAAACUAGUAUCACUUCUAUGAUUGAAGAACGUCAAUCUCUUGAAUCUAGAAGCAAGCGAGCCAAUCGUAGCCGUGAACCCAUCCUGCAAGAGGUACGUUCUCUGCGCGAAACCGAAUCAGCAGCCAAGAAACGCCUUCAAAGACUUCAAGAGUGGUCUGCACAAUUGUCUCGUGAUUUGGAGACGGUGGAAACCAAAAAGGCAGCAUUGCAACAGGAAAUCAACACCCCUCUCAAUGCUGGGCUAUCAGCAGAAGAGACUGCUGAGCUGGAACAUUUGAACCGUGAAGCGGAUGAAGGCGAAAAGACGGUCACUGAAUUGACGGCCAAAGUGUCGGAAAUGUCGACCCAAAGAGACACUCUCGAGAUUGAGUUAGCUGACAACCUGAAGCGUGAACGUGAAGCCAUUGUUGGUCGUCUGGAAACGUUGAAUAAUCAAGUUGUAGGCGAAUCGCAAGUAGGCGGAAUGGCUGUCAGUGCUGGAGGUGCAACUGCAAAAGUAGAACGACAAAAGCGUUUGGCAGGUUUACGAGCUCAAAUUGCUGAUAAGCAAAAGAAACUCGAGCGAAUUGAACGGGAGAUCGAAGAAAAUCAACAAAAGAUCAAAGGAAAGCAAGAUCAAAUCGAUUCAACCACCCGUGAACAAAUCGAAGAAGCUCGAAGUAUCUCUAGACAUGAAAAAGUUUUGAGCAAGAUUGUCACAAAGAGACGUGAAUACGAACAACGCAAGGUGGAAGUUGAUGAAAAAUUACGUCAAUUGGGUCUCGUGUCUAAUGAAGCAUUACAAAAGUAUGCGGAUAUGGAUACUAGCAAAGUGUUGAAACAAUUGCACAAGAUGCAAGCAAGUUUGAAAGAAUUCUCUAAUGUCAACGUGCGUGCAAUCGAACAAUACGACCAAUUCGCACGUGAACGUGAUAAUCUCUUGGAAAGACAAGGUGAAUUGGAUAAAUCUUCAGAGAGUAUUACAGAAUUGAUCGACUCACUGGACAUGCGCAAAGAUGAAGCAAUCGAACGUACAUUCAAACAAGUAAGCAAGAAUUUCGCCGACGUCUUUGAGCAAUUGGUCCCGAUGGGACGCGGAGCUUUGAUCAUGCAAAAGCGCUUUGACACAGAAUCACAAGAAAACGAAGAAAGUGAUGAAGAUGCAAUGGACGAAGAUGAAGCCACAAAGGCUGCCAAGAAGAUUGAAAACUACAUUGGCGUUUCAAUCAAGGUAUCUUUCCACUCCAAAUUGGACGAAGGACUUCGUAUUCAACAAUUAUCUGGAGGUCAAAAAUCUCUGGUCGCUUUGGCAUUGAUCUUUGCUAUCCAGAAGUGCGAUCCUGCAGCAUUCUACCUAUUCGACGAAAUCGACGCAAACUUGGACGCCCAAUACCGCACUGCAGUUGCUGCUAUGAUUCAACAAUUGAGUGAAAAUGCUCAAUUCAUCACCACAACUUUCCGACCUGAAUUGGUUGGCGUUGGUGAUAAGCACUAUGGCGUAUUCUUCAGUGCUCAAAAAGUGUCGUCUUUGCAAAGCAUUACGCAAGAUGAAGCAUUCCGCUUUGUUGAAGCCUCCGCUGAAGCAACUCAUACCUAG